CCAGAGAAGUUAUCGAAUAUCUUGCCGCCCUGGCACUUUAUUGUAUUGGGUGUUUGCCUUGAUCUGGUUACACUCGUUCUCAAAUACGCUAGUGGUUCAGAAUGGCUGCCCGCCGCAUCGCCCAAUCCUCGAUCAACUGGUCCGCUCUCGCCGAGCGAGUGCCCGCCAACCAGAAGAGCAGCUUCGGUGCCUUCAAGACCAAGUCGGACAUCUAUGUCCGCGCCGUCUUGGCCAACCCCGAAUGCCCGCCUCAAAUUGAUUGGGCCAACUACAAGAAGCUGAUCCCCGUUGCCGGUCUCGUGGACAACUUCCAGAAGCAGUAUGAAGCCCUGAAGGUGCCCUAUCCCCAGGACAAGGUCUCCCCCCAGGUGGAUGCCGAGAUCAAGGCUUCCCAGUCCGAGAUCGAUGCCUACAAGAAGGCCUCCGAGCAGCGCAUCCAGAACUACCAGAAGGAGAUCGCCCAUCUGAAGUCGCUGCUGCCCUACGACCAGAUGACCAUGGAGGACUACCGUGACGCAUUCCCCGAGAGCGCCCUCGACCCCCUCAACAAGCCCACCUUCUGGCCCCACACUCCAGAGGAGCAGGUCGGCUACAAGUCCAAGGAGCAGCUGGAAGCCGAGGCCCAGGGACACCAUUAAAAAAAUCGAAAAGGAGGACUCUGGCUUCGUUGGUCGUCUGUUGAUUCGAAAUGUAAUCCACGUUGAAGUAAAUCACCCAAAUUAAAUUCAUUUCAAUGAA
Molecule: messenger RNA, 738 nt
Organism: Drosophila ficusphila
Lineage: Eukaryota; Metazoa; Arthropoda; Insecta; Diptera; Drosophilidae
Gene: ATPsynD
Product: ATP synthase subunit d, mitochondrial
Exons: 2
Coding region: 102-638 (178 amino acids)
Biological process (GO): proton motive force-driven ATP synthesis
Molecular function (GO): proton transmembrane transporter activity
Source: RefSeq, a predicted model, not a curated record